ACUCAAGAUACCCAGCGUCGUCAAUUGCAGUCUAUCUACAGUUCAUUUUAUUCAUAUUUUAAUCCACCUAUUAUUCUACUGCCCAAUCCUCCGAUCUCAGAAGUCAAUCGCAUUCACAAUGAGCUGCACACGCCGCAUGACGCCAACAGACCUCUUCUCCCUCAAUCUCACAAACCUCGAUCCCUUAACCGAAAACUACGACCUGGGCUUCUACCUAAACUAUCUCAUGCGAUGGCCCUCGCUAUUCAGCGCGGUCCAGGAUCGAUCAGAGGGAAUAGUCGGAUACAUCAUGGGAAAACUAGAAGAACAACCCCCCUCCUUCCGAUCCUCCCCCCACUACACCCCCUGGCACGGCCACAUUACUGUUCUCACUGUGGCCCCCGCAUGGCGCCGCCUCGGCUUCGCGCGCCGCCUCACGGAGCGACUCGAGCAAGGUUCCGACAUCAACAACGCGUGGUUUGUCGAUCUGUACGUGCGCGCGGGGAAUAAAGUCGCGGUCGACAUGUACAAGGGGAUGGGGUAUUCUGUUUUCCGGCGGGUGCAGAACUACUACAGUGAUGAUCCCACGGGGAUGUCGGAGACUGGGGAGGAUGCGUUUGAUAUGCGGAAGCCUUGUAGUCGGGAUAAGAAGUUGGUGCAUGUUCGGGAGAAUGGGGAGCAGUUUGUUGUUAGUCCGGAGGAUGUUUCGUAGACACCCAGAACACUGUUCAAUACGUCAUGAAAAUGCCGAGAAAAAUAACAGAACUUUUGUGAUAUUAUUACUCGGAAUCAUAGCCGAGGGCCAUGUAGACCAAUUGUCGAAGAUCGUGAAGAGCAUGCAAAAGGAGACCCCAACUCACGUCUUGACUAGCAACCGCGGUCCAGUACGCAAAAAUCGGAUUGUCG
Monascus purpureus is the source of this 885-nucleotide messenger RNA. The record is from the annotation of a GenBank genome assembly. Lineage: Eukaryota; Fungi; Ascomycota; Eurotiomycetes; Eurotiales; Aspergillaceae.